Messenger RNA from Rhipicephalus sanguineus (brown dog tick), 1563 nucleotides. Its product is annotated as putative fatty acyl-CoA reductase CG5065. Lineage: Eukaryota; Metazoa; Arthropoda; Arachnida; Ixodida; Ixodidae. Gene Ontology annotation, cellular component: peroxisome. The transcript has 12 exons. Gene Ontology annotation, biological process: long-chain fatty-acyl-CoA metabolic process. Gene Ontology annotation, molecular function: alcohol-forming very long-chain fatty acyl-CoA reductase (NADP+) activity. The coding region runs from base 1 to 1500 and encodes 499 amino acids. The record is from RefSeq and is a predicted model, not a curated record.
AUGGCAGCCAGAGUAUCAAAGCAACCACAAUGCCUAACAUCUACCGCGGACGAGGAGAGGAAAGAUGGCUCCAAGGUUGCAAGUUUCUAUUACGAUCGAGUUGUGUUCAUCACCGGUGGAACAGGCUUCAUUGGAAAGGUUCUUCUGGAAAAGCUCUUGCGAUCUUGCCCCGGCCUGAAGCGGGUCUAUCUUCUCGUUCGCAGUAAGCGCGGAGAAAAUCCACAAGCAAGGCUGGAGAAGAUGUUCGACUCCAAGAUGUUCGAACACCUGAAGCAAGAACAGCCAGACGCGCUUAAAAAGGUGACGGCGCUGGCAGGAGACCUGACGGAGCCAAAUUUGGGAUUAAGUGCGUCGGACCAAGCCACCUUGGUUAAUAGCGUCUCUGUCGUCUUUCACUCGGGUGCUACGAUCAGAUUCGAUGAACCUCUCAGGCGAGCGGUACUGCUCAACGUUUUGGGCACAAGGAGUGUUCUGGACCUCUCUGAAAAAAUGACAAACCUUUCUGCUUUUGUCCACGUAUCAACGGCCUAUUGCAACUGUGAUAAGCCCGACGUACUCGAGAUUAUAUACCCACCGCCUGUAGGCGCCCAAAAGCUCAUUGAAGCUGCGCAGUCUUCAAGCAAUGACACGACGGUCCCUGAGGAAGACUGCUUGUACGGGCAUCCGAAUACAUACACUCUGACCAAGAGUGUAGCCGAAUCACUGAUACUGGAAGAAAGGGGGGAAAUGCCCGUCGCCAUAGUACGGCCCUCCAUUGUCACUGCAUCGAUCAAGGAACCUCUUCCGGGCUGGGUGGACAAUUAUAACGGCUGCACGAGAACCAUUUACGUGAGGAACUACUAUAGCCGUGCUAAGUCCGUACCUAAAGACAUCGAGGUGUACCACUGCACGAGCAGUGCCCUGAAUCCAUGCACGUGGGCAUAUAUAGCGGACGAGACGCAGAGAGCCAUCUGGCGACAUCCGUUACCAAAUGUGAUACGUUUCCCAAAAUUCCAAGUGACCAACAGCCACAUGUGGCACGAUGUUAACCUCUGGUGCCUGCAUUACCUGCCAGCCCGCGUCGUGGACCUGGCCUUGAACCUGUACGGCCAGAAACCGAGGUUCGUGUGCCACUACAAGAAAAUUCGCAAGACGAUAGAUUCCGUGCGGUACUUCCAAACUCACGAGUGGCUGUUCAGAUCGAACAAUGUGUCGAAGCUUCUACAAGAACUCUCCCCCACGGAUGCCCGGUUGUUCAACAUCGAUGUGCAGCGCCUCGAUUGGAGAUCAUAUUUUGAGGGAUACGUGUUAGGAAUUCGCAGGUACCUGUUGAAAGCCGAAGAUUCAGAGCUACCGGAGGCACGGAAACGCCUCAAACGGCUCAAUGUCAUGCGCUGGUUCUUGUAUUCGGCCAUGGCCAUGAUUUCUUGUGGAGUUGUGGCGAUGACGACGACGACUUGGGACAUGUACAACUCAGUGUGUGGUUUUGCCACGGGGCUCUGCGAUAUGGUUGGCUUAUAGCGAACCCUCUGAUUUUUGCGACCAGAAGAACAUAGAUAGCGCCAAAUACAUUAGAGCACAUGU